Molecule: messenger RNA, 1624 nt
Organism: Caenorhabditis angaria
Lineage: Eukaryota; Metazoa; Nematoda; Chromadorea; Rhabditida; Rhabditidae
Source: the annotation of a GenBank genome assembly
AUGUAUCCAAGAAGAUUCAUGCCAUAUGCCAACUCAAAUGCUUUCAACAAUGUGAGUUUUUUUUUUGAAAUGAAAAUUAGAAAAUUUAUAAAAUGAAAAUUUUUCAGGAUAGCACCGAAACAUCAAGCAGAACUCGCCCGUACAACAGAAACAACAAACAACGAAAAAAUGCCAAAAAUCAUCAAAACCGUGCUUGGAAUGUAAGUUUUUUCUUUGAUUUCAACUACGAUUUAAAAAAAAUCAAUAAUUUUUCAGAAUCAAGGCUCGUCGGGUCAAAGAUCUUUCGGAACCCAAACUCUCGAAUCGAUUGAAUCGACAAUGAAGAUCAGAAAGAUCGAGGGUCCAGAACAUGUGGCUCAUGUUAAAUCGGGAAAAACUGAUGCGCCAUCUCUUACCCUUCGCAACAUCAAUCCUAAUGAAGGAAGAAUAUUCGAUGUUGGACAACCUUUUGAAGCAUCUGAAUCUGCCGGAAAAAUCAAGAAGCAACAUGGAAAAAGUGUAUUGAAGUCAGGUAAGAGAUGUUUUCUCAAGCUUCUCACAAAUUCAGAAACAUAUCCUGAACUUUGUAGAUUUUUCUAGAAAGUUCAGAAAAAAUCCUAGAUUUCCUAGAAGUUUUUGAAAAUAAAAAUUAUAUUUUUCCAGGUUGCUCGUCAAACAAAGUUUCAAUUUGGAAAGACAAUUUGUCGGUUGCAUCGGUGAAGUUAGAACAACUCAACCUGAAAGAUUCUGGAAUUGCAAAUGUUAUGCCAAAUCAUCCCGGUUAUGUUGCUGGCAUCGAUUCUGGAAGAUCAGCUACAUCUUCAGAUGUUGUUCCACAAGAUGUUCUGAAAAACUCUUUGAAUCGUGUUGAAUAUUGGAAACAAGGAGAAGCUCAACAGAAUGCAGGUGAGAUAGGUUUUCUAGAAGAAUUUAGAAAUCCCCCAGGAUUCUUUGAUUUUUUUUUGAAGAUUCUAUAAAAUUCAGAAGAUUUUCUAGAUGUUUCCCGGAAUGUUUAAAAAAAAAUAAAAAGUGUAUUUAUCAUUCCAGAACUUGAUCGCUCGUCGGACAAAUUCUCUAAUUGGAGAGAAUCCUCAUUUGACAAUCAUCUGGAGAAAAAGGUCCGAUUCAACAUUCCAGAACAACAACAUCCACAGGUUCUUGGAGCAGAACCUGGAUUCAUCACUAAAUCGAUUAAAUUGGAGAUGAUGUCGUCGGAAAAUGUUGGAUACAAUUUUUCGAAUUUUGCUGAACAACAAAAAUCGUCGAAUUUUGAAGCGGCUGUUCCUGAAUUUGCUGAAAAAUCGAUCAAAGUUGAAGUUGAUGAUGUUGGAUUUGCAAAUUCUCCUGGAAUUUAUGGAAUGAACCAGCAGGUAACUAUUUUAAAUCAUUUUCAAUUCAGAAACUAUAAUUUCUUUUCAAAAAAAGUUCAGAUUUUUUUAAUUUAAAAAAAGUGUGAUAAUUGAUUUUCCUGAAAUUAAAAAAAAAUUUUCAGCUCUCACAAUUUGCUCAUCCAAAAAAUGUUGGUGGUGUUGCUGAAACUUCCAAACAAUGGGAACAACUUCGUGAAGAGCAGCCAACAACUUCAGGAACCAUGGAUGCAAAUGGGAAUGAAUCGGCAGUCACUGGCAACUUCUGGCAAUUCUGA